ACAGUCCAAAGACUACCGCAUGAAAUGUUGAAGACUUGCCCAAUUCCAUUGGAGUUUCAAUCGGUGGCAAAUAUUAGUUGAGAGAGAGUGAUUCUGUGGUCCACACUUCCUCCACCAAAACUCUAUAAAUGUCAAACCCAAUCUCAAGCAAUUACUCAAGCAAAUUGAGUGAAGUUUUGCAUGCCAUGAAAAUGGGAAUGGUGGUGAGAUCUCCAUCUUUUUUCUUCUUCCUCCCCUUCAUUUUAGCUCUUUCGAUUCAAUCCUCUGGUUUGUCAACGGUUGAUUUAGAAGCUGAAGCAUUACUGAACUGGAAAACUAGUCUGAAAAAUCACACUUUGGUUUCAUGGUUUCUUAAAACCAGCAACUCCACCAGCCAUUGCAGUUGGAGUGGCAUCAAAUGCAACGAUGACGGAAGUGUAGUCGAGGUUGACCUCUCAGAUUUUGAUUUGGAAGGGACUCUCAAUCAAUUGAACUUCUUCUUGUUGCCCCAUUUGACCGGCUUGAAUCUCAGCAUGAACCAUUUUUUACAAGGGAAAAUCCCAAAGAGUAUCGGCUCCCUUUCGAAACUCAGUUUCUUAGAUUUGGGAGACAAUCGAUUUACGGGGUCGGUACCUGAAGAGAUUGGCAAUCUCACUGAGCUUCGCUUCAUUUUUCUAAGUGGAAAUAAUCUUAAUGGCCCCAUCCCUUAUCAGCUGGGUAAUCUGCAAAAGGUAUGGCAUUUAGACCUUGGUAGGAACAAUUUGAACUCUACUGACUGGUCAAGGUUUACAGGUAUGGAGUCUCUUACUCACCUCUACCUAUAUCACAAUGCUUUGAUAGAUUUCCCAGCCUUUGUUUCCCAAUGCAAAAACUUGGUACUUCUUGAUUUGUCUGAAAAUGAAGUAAGUGGUGGAAUCCCCAUUCAAAUGGUUUCCAGUCUGAAAAACCUCCAAGUCCUCGACCUUAGUGUUAAUUACUUUCAAGGGCCCAUUCCUGCUGAACUUCAGAAUCUGACUAGGCUUCAAGAACUUCAACUCUAUGGCAAUAAUCUCAAGGGAUCCCUCCCUCCCUCCAUUGGAAAGCUUUUCAUGCUUAGUACAUUGUCUCUAUACAAUAACCACUUCACAGGAUCCCUUCCUCCCUUCAUAGGAAACCUUUCCAAGCUAACUUACUUAGAUCUAUCUAGAAACAACUUCACAGGAUCCCUCCCUCCCUUCAUAGGAAACAUUUCCAAGCUGACUUACUUAGAUCUAUCUAGAAACAACUUCACAGGAUCCCUCCCUCCCAUUAUAGGAAACCUUUCCAAGCUGACUUACUUAGAUCUAUCUGGAAACAACUUCACAGGAUCCCUCCCUCCCUUUAUAGGAAACCUUUCCAAGCUGACUUACUUAGAUCUAUCUAAAAACAACUUCACAGGAUCCCUCCCUCCCUCCAUAGGAAACCUUUCCGAGCUAACUCAAUUACAGCUAUUUGAAAACCACUUCACAGGAUCCCUCCCUCCCUCCAUAGGAAACCUUUCCAAGCUAACUCAUUUAUUCCUAUAUGACAACAAUCUCAUGGGAUCCCUCCCUCCCUCCAUAGAAAACCUUUCCAUGCUGGCUAGCUUAUAUCUAUCUGGAAACAACUUCACAGGUUCCCUCCCUCCCUCCAUAGGAAACCUUUUCAUGCUUAGUGAUUUGCAUCUAUCUAGAAACCACUUCACAGGAUCCCUCCCUCCCUCCAUAGGAAAGCUUUUCAUGCUUAGUAGUUUGGACCUAUCUAAUAACAAUUUGAUGGGAUCUCUUCCUCCUGAGAUUUGGAAUCUUGAAUGCAUAUAUAGUAUGGAUUUAAGUUCAAAUAGAUUUCAAGGCCAAUUAAUCCACACCGCGUCUGACCCUCACGGACUUCAGCUUCUAUACAACUACGGUAACUUUUCUGGAAAUACUAGGUUGGGUUUGGGAAAAAAAUUUGAAAUGUUGAAUAUCAGCUUCUCAACUGAUAUACGCCGUCAGAUUUGCAAAAGCAUGAACUUAUUGCCAGGAUUCUUGAAACAUUGUACGAGCACAGUGACAAUCCGAGAGGUUGCAUGCUAUGACUUGGUGAACACAACCGAGACUUAUGCCAAGCUUCCUUAUUUAAAUUAUUUGGAUCUCUCAAACAAUCAAAUUUCUGGUUGUAUUCCAGAAAAUAUUGGAGAAGUCGUGCCAAAUCUAUCGAUCUUGGAUCUCUCCAAUAACAGUAUUUCAGGAUUUGUUCCCAACUCCAUAGGGAAUAUGAAGUAUUUGAAAAAUCUUGAUCUUUCUAGAAAUAAAUUGAUGGGACCUAUUCCCACUUCCAUGGGAUACUUGCAAAACAUGAUAACAUUAAUGUUGAGAGGCAAUACAUUAUCAGGCGAGAUCCCAUCGUCAUUAAAAAAUUGUACCCAGCUAGAGGUUUUGGAUCUUGGUGACAAUCAAUUAGCGGGAAAUUUACCAUCAUGGAUUGGCCAAAGUCUUACCUCACUUCAUGUUCUCUCUCUGAGAUCUAACAAGCUUAUUGGGGCCAUUCCUAAGACUAUGUCAAGUCUGCACUCGCUUCAAGUUUUCGAUGCUGCUGAAAAUUGCUUCUCAGGCACUAUCCCUGACAUUUUCACAAACUUCACAGCUAUGAAAGUUACAGAGAAGAUGGCUGAUUACAAUAACGAUCUCAACCGCAACUUCUAUUAUAAGGUGAGCAUUGAUAUAGUGGCAAAAGGGUCAAUGAUGGAAUACACCGAAUUUCUCUCUCUUGUGACAUGCAUAGAUUUUUCGAGAAAUAAUUUCUUGGGAAGAAUUCCAGAAUCAUUGACAAAAUUGAUAGGCUUGCGCGUGUUAAACCUAUCUGGAAACCACAUGAUUGGGAAGAUUCCUCAAGAGAUUAAUCAAUUGCAAGAGCUAGAAUCGAUGGACCUCUCGAACAAUCUAUUCUCUGGUGGCAUUCCUCUGAGCAUGUCAUCUAUGAAUUUCUUGAGCACAUUGAACUUGUCCUACAACAAUUUGUCAGGUCCAAUUCCUUUUACUGGCCACAUGAGCACAUUCGAUGAUGCCUCAAUAUACUAUGGAAACGAACAUCUUUGUGGUCCUCCUCUUCCUAAGAAGUGUGAUAGUCCAAUAUCUAACAAUGUUCGGGAUUUGAGAACCGGGUCACCAGAGGUCCAGCAAUUUUGGAUUAGUGCGGGCUUCGGCUUUGGGAUUGGAUUUGGAGGAUGGUACUCAGUUCUAGUCAUUAAAAGGAAAUGGAACAAUGCAAUUCUCAAAGUCAUGGACUCCAUCGCUGAGAUUUUGAUCACGCGAUUGCAACAUUUAUUUCCCAGAAGAAAUAGGUGAUGAGUUUAUAGUUACAUAACCAGUUUUAGAAAUUAGAGUGUGAAGAAGUGUGUAAGAAUGUAGUAUUGGUUGUGUAAUCUUAUUAGGUGCUUGUAUUGUUUGGAUGUAAGUCUGUUGUCCAAUAUGUUCAUGUCAUUUGUAUUUGUUUUGUAUGUUCUUUUCAUGUUCAAUGAAAUUUUAUAUGG
This is a messenger RNA of Amborella trichopoda, 3487 nucleotides long. Lineage: Eukaryota; Viridiplantae; Streptophyta; Magnoliopsida; Amborellales; Amborellaceae. The record is from RefSeq and is a predicted model, not a curated record.